Molecule: messenger RNA, 2352 nt
Organism: Salvia splendens (bonfire salvia)
Lineage: Eukaryota; Viridiplantae; Streptophyta; Magnoliopsida; Lamiales; Lamiaceae
Exons: 4
Coding region: 1-2352 (783 amino acids)
Molecular function (GO): zinc ion binding
Source: RefSeq, a predicted model, not a curated record
AUGGAAGUCAUAACUCAAAAGGUAAUCGAGAGUGCUAAUAAGAUGAACCAUUCAAAAAACAAUAUUGAAACUAUUCAUCCAUGCUUCAAAGCUGGUAACUAUGGAAGUCAUAACUCAAAAAGGAGAGAUGGUUAUCCUAGUUUUGAUGUCGGGACAUCUAGGAGGGAUGAUGAAUAUCAUAGCUUUGAAUUUAACACAUCUGGGAGAGAGGUUGAUGAACCACUAGAUGUACCAAAUUUGACAUGUGAUGGUUAUGAUGGUUCUAAUAAUUGUGAUGGUUCGGAUGGGUCUGAUAAUGGUGAUGGUGCAGAUGGUUCUGAUAAUUGUGAUGGUGCAGAUAAUGUUGGUGGUGCAGAUGACUCUGAUUGUGAUGGUUCCGAUGGUUCUCAACCAAGUGAUCUUGAUUAUAGUGCAGAAUCGUGUGAAGAUUCUACAGACGAUGAGGCACUUGAUAUGAUGGUUGAGAAGUAUGUACAACCAUCUGUUCGUGGGGAGCAAUCUGUUCCCAACUAUGUGCUUGAAGGGUUACCAUUUUUUCGAUCAUUACCAUGUAAAGGCAGCCGUGGUUACUUUUCAGAAGACCAUGGAUUGGUUGAUGAAGAUAUGUGGUAUUGGGAUGAGGAUAAUCCGAGACAUAUAGAUGUGGGAACAAAAUUUGAUAGCAAAUUGCAGUUGAAAACUGCUAUCACAUUAUGGCAUGUGGGAACAGGUUGGAUGUAUGAGGUUAUGGAUAGUCAUUCAAGAAGAUGGCAUGCAGUUUGUAGGGACCCAUUUGGUCCGAAAAGAAUAGGCAGGGACCUUGGGCAACGCUACCCAUGUAAUUGGGAGGUUAAAGCAACGUUUAAGAAACGUGAUGGUAGCUGGUCUAUCAACUCAUGGGUUGAUCGUCAUUGCUGUAUGGGAGAUCACGAUCCAAGUGAACAUCAUUCAAGCCUUCUGCAGUACAUACAUAUAUCAAAUAAAUUUCACGUGAAAAUCAGCUACAAGAAAGCAUGGUACGCUCGCAGAAAAGCUAUUGAGCUUGUAUAUGGUGGGUGGGAGGGGUCCUUCAGACAACUCCCCAGCUACCUGACUGAGUUGCAAACUCAAAAUCCGGGGACAAUCGUUGAGUGGUUGCAUGACCCUGUAUUGAGUCAAGGUAAUACAAAGGUGUUCCGCUACGUAUUUUGGGCAUUUGGGCCAGCAAUAGAGGCGUUCCAAGUAGCAAAGCCGGUCUUAUCAGUUGAUGGGACUCACCUGCGUGGAAGAUUGAAAGGUAAACUACUUGCUGCAGUAGGUUACGAUGCAAAUAAGAAUUGUUUGCCUGUUGCUUUUGCUAUUGUCGAUGAAGAAACAAACGAGAGUUGGAGUUGGUUUUUGAAUCUUGUGAGAGUGCAUAUUAUAAAGCAUGACCAGGAAGUGUGCAUAAUAAGUGACAGACAUCAAGGCAUUAUAAAUGCCAUGAAGGCUGAUGUGUGGAAAGAGGCACCAGUUGGUUAUCAUCGAUUCUGUUUAAUUCACGUUAGAUCGAAUGUGUUACAAAGACACAAAGUCCCCGGAGUGAAGAAAUGGGUAUGGAUAAUGGGUGAAGUGAGUGAGGAGCGGAGAUAUUGGACUGCAAGGCGUGAAUUAGAAAAGGUGAGUCCAGAAGCUCUGAGGUAUCUCGAAACCACCAUAGAUAGAUCGCAAUGGACUAUGGCACACGAUGAAUUUCGUCGAUGGGGUGAGACAUCUACUAACAUGGCCGAGUGUUAUAAUAAUGUGUUGUUAGCUGCGAGGGAACUCCCAAUUAGAGCUAUCGUUGAUAUUACAUUCUGGCGGACCAUCAACUGGUUUGUUAACCGAACGACUCUAGCCAAACAAUGUCAGACGUCUUUGACACCGUGGGCUUGGGAGUUAUUUCAGAAGAAUGACCAACGGGGGAGACGUCAUCAUGUUAGGACUACAAGCAUAGCACGUGGCAUCUAUGAUGUGCUAACCUAUCACAGAGGUCCGGGUAGAGGCCAUAAUAUACAUGUUGUAGAUUACCGUGAAAAGAUAUGCUCAUGUGGAAAGUGGCAGACCUGGAGAAUGCCUUGCUCUCACGCUGUUGCGGUGCUGAGAGAACGCAGUGAUGACAUCUUUAGUCAUGUUGAUACACGAUACCACACAGAUGUUUGGAUUCACCAGUACGCAGACACCAAGAUUAUUGGUAUGAACCUGAAUGGACACUCGAAUGUUCACCAGCACGGCUACUUCCUCGUUCACGUGGGCGAUACAACAGAAGGAGGAUACACAACCAAAUGGAUGAGCGCGAAGAAGAUGCGCCAAGAGCUUCUCCUCGAUGCCGCCUUUGUGGAGAGACCGGCCAUAAUAGAAGAAAGUGCACUUUAG